UUGAGACGGGGAACUUUCUUCCUGAUUUUUGGUCGGUAGCUACUUGAGUCUGAACUAUCUGUUAAAUUAGGCUGUGCUAUAAACUAGAAAGGAUGAGUUAUUGAUGAGCAAGACCGGAAAUUAUAUGCAAAUCAAUAUACUCAUAGCUCCUUUCAUUCUAUCAGCCUGUAGUUUCGAGAAUGCUUACCUUGUAUGGAUACACAUUGCAGUAGUUUUCCCCCGAACACAGUACAUGUCAAUCCCUUUUUUUUUUCUUCCAGUUUAUGCUCCUUUGAUUUGCGCUGAGCAUGAUAUACUAGUAUUACCAGCUGUGGCAACGUUUCUCUUCGGUUGUGCAUAAAGCCUUAAACUGUUCUACGUAUAUAUGAUUGCUAAAUAUUCAAGAAUGCUUCUCUGUUCGAGUUCGAGUUCCAGACAUUUCUAUAAUUCCAUGAUUCCUAUUAUGAAUGAUGACAGACAUGGAUAUUCAUUUCGGUUAUUGCACAAAGGGAACCUGGAGUUGUGUUAUUGAAGUCAUCUUCGAGAUUGUGAAAUUGUUGGAAUUACUUUGUUUCAUUAUUUACUCUCUUUUAUAUUCUUGUUUCAAAUAUAACUUUCAGCUCGAAUGAUGUUUAGCUAACUAUUCUAUGCUAAUCUCCAAACUCGUCUUGCUUAGAUCUCCAUAGUCGUCAAUUUGUGGGGAUAGUUUGAUGCAACAAGACUUAGACGACGCCUUCAAAGCUCUGACAAGAUUAGGUACUCGCAUUCCGAUAUCUGCUUGCAGGAGCAAUACCAUCAGUCCAUGCCCUUUUGCUUUCAAGGGUGAUGGGCACAUAUUCUACUAGUAGAAGAAGCAGGACUUGCUAUUUGACACCACUAUAGUGCCAUACUCCAAUUUAUAGUGAGGACUUUGGAUCAAAGGUCUGCUUUCUUUUUCGAAAGUUGAUGUCUCCCAUCAUUUUCCUGACAAAGAUUGACGUUGAGAAAAUGAUGUUCUGGUGUUCUCUAUCUUUUUAUGUGCUUGUUCUCCAUGGGAUAAUCAGUCAGCACCAAUUUCAAAAGUUUUACGUGAUUUUGAUGUGGUUGUUGCUGUCAAUUCAAUACAAAGGCACACUGAGCUUUUUCAAGUUAAAGUCGAGGUUGUAGUUCUGGACUUCAUAUCUGUACAUAGUUCUGUGAAAAAUUGUAAAAAAAAUCAGUGGCAUUCAGCAGGUUGAUUCUUGUAACCGGACAUUGUUUGCAAUGGACGAUAAAAUGGUAUGGUAGAAGUUUGUUUUACCAUAGCAUUACAAGAUCCGGACUAUGCCCAUUACUUUUACAGUAGCGAUAUACAAACUGCAGUUACAAUAGGUCUAUCUGUCUGAAUGAAUUCCGAAUUAGAUAACAGCUACAAUGAAUAUCUCCGCAAAUUGAUCUAGAAACGAAGUGUGUUGAUGAAUAUCGGAAAUUUAAGUAUUACUGAUAGUGAUCUGAAACUUGAGUGUAUUUGAGCCUUUUGCAUGCAGAAAAAUUAUCCUCGGUUAUAUAAGAAGUUUAGACCCCUUAUGACUGAGUACCUAUUUUUACAAUAUCCAAGAGAUAUGAACCAGACAAAUUAUAUUGCUUGUUCAACUAUUUUUGGAUCAUUUUGUAGAUCUCCUCUUUACCAAACAAUCUCUUAUCUUCUCCCUGAUCAUAUAACUAUUCAAACUCAUCGUUUCGAAUUUACCAUUGCAGUUACAGUUCCUCCUUGAAAACAAAGAAAUGAGCCAACAACAGCCACAAAGGCCUCAAUAUGAUGCUUCACAAGAUAUGGCAUCUGAUGAAGCAUCCGCCAUGCAGUCUGCGGCCAUCAGGAACGCUAAUGCAGCAGGUGGUCUACAUGUUAUUGCAGGGUCAGUUGGAGGACAGGCAGUUGAAGAAGAUGCUAAUAUGUCACCUGGUAUUGGGUCUAAAGAUGGUGACACAAUAACUAUUGGGGAAGCUUUGGAGGCAACAGCUCUGUCAGAAGCCGGGGACAAACCAGUGGAGAUCAGCGAUGCAGCUGCAAUACAGGCUGCUGAGGUCAGAGCCACCGGAAGCAGCCAAAUUAUUCCUGGCGGUGUAGCUGCCACAGCCCAAUCAGCAGCUAAUAUGAACUCGAGGACCACGGAUGAUGCAAACAAGACCACGCUUGGCGAUGUCUUGGCAGAUGCAAGUCUGAAACUACCAGAUGAUCAGCCAGUGAAAGCGGAAGAUGCAGAUCGAGUGAUUGGUGCGGAGCUGAGAAAUGACCCUGGAUUGACAGUGCAUCCCGGUGGAGUGGCUACAUCAAUGGCGGCUGCUGCUGAACUCAACAAAAAAAUGCAGUAGAUGGGAUUAAUUUGCUGGAUACAUUUUUUUCAGACAUAGCCACACAAAUAAAUAAAAAUCAUGUUAGAUCGUCGCGCUGGAAUAACAUUGUGUAUCCAGAACAAUGUAGUAAAACCAUUUUUAAAUUAGAGCCGAUUCCAUUGAAACGUUUCAAUCACUUACAGAUUCGAUAAAUUUUACAUAAUAUUUUACAUGUUCAGUUUA
This is a messenger RNA of Daucus carota subsp. sativus, 2514 nucleotides long. Its product is annotated as late embryogenesis abundant protein 47. Bases 1723 to 2310 code for a protein of 195 amino acids. The transcript has 4 exons. NCBI's taxonomy places the organism in Eukaryota, Viridiplantae, Streptophyta, Magnoliopsida, Apiales, Apiaceae. The record is from RefSeq and is a predicted model, not a curated record.